Molecule: messenger RNA, 2213 nt
Organism: Lagopus leucura (white-tailed ptarmigan)
Lineage: Eukaryota; Metazoa; Chordata; Aves; Galliformes; Phasianidae
Gene: BIN2
Product: bridging integrator 2
Exons: 11
Coding region: 86-1510 (474 amino acids)
Biological process (GO): podosome assembly; plasma membrane tubulation; phagocytosis, engulfment
Cellular component (GO): plasma membrane; podosome; phagocytic cup
Molecular function (GO): phospholipid binding; protein binding
Source: RefSeq, a predicted model, not a curated record
CAGCGGAUGCAUCGCUUCGAACUUCCGCAGCAGAAACCAAACCACAGCUGAUGCUGCAAGCAGAACCCCGCAGCCAUCAGCAACCAUGGCUGAGGGCAAGAGCGGGGCCGGGCUGUUCGCCAAGCAGGUCCAGAAGCACUUCAGCCGGGCACAGGAGAAGGUUCUGCAGAAGUUGGGCAAAACCAUGGAAACCAAAGACGAGCAGUUUGAGCAGAGCGCAAACAACUUCCAGCUGCAGCAGAAUGAAGGCAACAAACUCUACAAAGACCUGAAGGCUCUUGUCGGCGCAGUGAAAGUGAUGCAUGAGAGCUCACGAAAAGUGACCGAAACGCUGCAGGAGAUCUACAGCACCGAAUGGGAUGGACAUGUGGAGCUGAAGGCCAUCGCAGACAGUAACGACUUGCUGUGGGAAGACUAUGAGGCGAAGCUGGGCGACCAGGCGCUGCGUCUGAUGGAGAACUACCUGGCUCAGUUUGGGGACAUUAAGGAGCGCAUCGCCAAACGCAGCCGCAAGCUGGUGGACUACGACAGCGCCCGGCACCACCUGGAAGCACUGCAGAACGCCAAGAAGAAGGACGAGGCCAAGAUUGCCAAGGCUGAGGAGGAGUUCAACAGAGCGCAGGCGGUGUUUGAGGAGCUGAACCGGGAGCUGCGGGAGGAGCUGCCCGUGCUGUAUGGGAGCCGCAUUGCCUGCUACGUCACCAUCUUCCAGAACAUCUCCAACCUGCGUGACAUCUUCUACAAAGAGAUGAGCAAGCUCAACCGUGACCUCUACGAAGUGAUGGGGAAACUUGACAAGCAGCACUCCAGCAAAGUCUUCAUCAUCAAAGGUGUCUCCAGCAACCGCCGCUCGCUGCUCAUCUCAGCCCCCGUCAGCCCCCCAGCCGUCUACCCUUGCCCGGAGAAGGCACCCAACUGGGACCCCUCAUCAGGAGAAGAGCAGACACCAACGACCCCCGGGGUGGGCAGCGGUGCCACUGAAGAUGUCCCCAAUGGCCCCGCAGCACCGGGUCCAGCUGAGCCGGGUGCCCCCAUGCCUGGACCCCCUCCAGCCUCACCCAUGAGUGUGGGGUCUGCGUCAGAGUCAGAGUGCAGCCAGGAGAGUCAUGAGAUCGACCUCAGCCCCAAAGAGAUGGAGGUGUCUGUGGGCAGUGGGUGCCCUGAAUGCCCCAAAACAGAGGGGGCUGCCGGGGGGGGAGUUGAGGGCAUCGCUGCAUCCAUGGCUUCCAUGAUCCUCUCCAAGGCCAUCGCUGUGGCCUCCGGUGCUGCUCUGGAGGACAGCGAUGGCACCGGUGGUGGGGACAGCAUCGACAGUGAGCCCAGCCCCGUGGAGGGGGCAGGGGAGGGUCCACCCACCGAGGGAUCAGUGGAGAGUGUGGAGGGGACAGAUGUGUCCCCAGAGGUGGGGCCGGACGCAGGGCCUUGUGAGCAUGGCACACCUGAACCACAGGAGCAGGACGUGAGCUGUGACCCCCCCCAGGACACCAGCGAAUCCCUCACCCCACUGUGACCCCCGCUCUGUGGCCCCCACCUCCAAAGUUGUGCAGGCAGUGAAGGGGGAGCAGCUUCAUGGCACUGCCUGCAGAUCACUGCGCCUAACCGUAAUGUGCUUCACAACACACAGUGCUGAAAUGAAAUAAAGGCAGAGGGCAGCGCCAGCACCUGGAAAUGCACUGAGAGAAGAGGUCAGAUUUUUUCAGACCACAGUUCCAUCCCCAGCGCCAAAUCUGGGAUUUGCACUGCAGCGGGGAUUGCAUACAGAUGGUGCAUCCCAUGCAAACCUUCGUGCUGCAAAGGUGCAGCUUUGGGGUGCACAACAGCUCCAUUCCCAGCACCAAAUCUGGGGUUUGCAUUGCAGCAGGCAUUGCACAUUGAUGGAGGACCCCACGCAAACAUCUGUGCUGCAAAGGUGCAGCUUUGGGGCUCCCCACGGAGCAGCUCCUGUGGGUCUUACGGACGGGUUCACAAAGGGGAUUUGUGCCCCACCUCCCUCCGGGCUCCACGUGUGUGCAACGCACUUUGCAACGCACUGCAGGCUGCCCCAUCCUGCACCAGCAAAGGGUUAAGCAGGAGGAAUUGCAGCUCUGUCAUCAUCAGGGGCAGUGGAACUGGAAAGGUGAGGCAGGAAGGGAACGCCCGGGCGAGGUCAAGGCUGCACUGCACUGCAUUACGCUGCACUGCACUGCAAGGAGCAGCACAUGGUGCCUGCAGCC